CUUCAAAGCUUUCGAAAUUAAAACUAUUUCUUUAUUUCUACAAACUACAGUUUAUUACUUCCUUUUUAAUCGAAAAAUUAGAAAUUGAAUUCUCCAAACUCUCUCAGUCGACCAGAUAUUCUGACGUCACAAUGAUGAUCCGCGUGCGCGCCUUUCCGAGUUUUGAAACGAAUUUCACAAUGUUGUUGUUUUGAAAAUAGUCAGCGAUUUUAUCAAACCAUGUUCACUUUUCUAACUCAGUCAAUUUUAAUGUGUUACCAUUGAAAUAUCCAACGAGGAAAUAUGGCUCCUGUGAACCUAGUCAAAGUACUGAGUGUCAAUUCAGAGGAUUCCGUUCAUAAUGCUCAAAAUUUACUGCUGAAAGACAAUCCAAGUAAAAAGUGGAAAUGUAAAACUCCCGGUGAAAAACAAGCUGUCGUUAUUUUACAAUUGGAGAAAGCUUCAAAAAUCACAGGAAUAGACAUUGGCAAUGAAUUCUCAGCAUUUGUUGAGGUUCUUGUUGCAAAAUCAACCUCAAAUGAAGAUGACUACAAGGUGCUGUUGGUUGCAUCAUCUCUGAUGUCCUUUGAUGAAUCAAAAAAUGGAACGAACACAAACUCGGUGAAGUUCUUCAGUCAUAGUCAACUGUCUAAGCCAACUGUAGAUGACAGCUGGGAUCGAAUUAAGAUCAUAUGCACGCAACCAUUUAACAAGCAUGUUCAGUACGGAUUGUCGUUCAUUAUAGUACACACAAAAGCUGCUGAAGUCAGUGAAGAUGAUAAGUUGCCAAACUUGGGAAAGUUCACUUGGAAACAGACAGAAAAUGAUGAUGGUUUUUCUGCCGGAAGUCUCUUCACCAAGAAAAAGCUGGACGGGGGGCCAUUAAUAGAGGAUGAAUCCAAAGUUAACACAGGAGCAAAAGCAACGACCAAAAAUCUAACUGAUUCUGGGGAACUACCGAAAACUAAACUAGAUAGGAAUUCAAAUAGUGAAAAAAAGAAGGUAAAGGAUACUGGUUCAGCAUCAAAGACAAAAGAUACUGAUUCAAACAGCAGACGCACUGUAAAGAACCGUUUAAUUUAUGAUGAUGAUGAUGAAGAGGAGCCAACUAGAAGUCAAAAACGCAAAAAACUAAAUACAUCUGAUAACAAAAAUGAUGACAUUUCUUCUCAAUCCAAGGCAAACAGUCUUAAUUCUGAAGAAAACAAGGUUACCAAUAGAAUUUCUCUAAACGAACCGUCAUCCUCUACAAAGAACGACUCAGGAAAAAUUAGUGUCCCAAGUAAUUUACCCACCACAGACCCAAUUCCAUCUGCAUCAAGUUCUUCCUCAAGGAAGCGCAAAGUGGAGAGGGAAAUUAAAAAUUUCUAUGAGCUCCUUGAAGAUGUAGUUUUUGUCAUAAGUGGAUUCGAAAAUCCCUACAGAGGUCAGCUCAGGUCUAAAGCUUUAGAAAUGGGAGCAAAGUACAAGCCGGAUUGGAACUCGGCAUGUACUCACUUAAUCUGCGCUUUUCCGAACACGCCUAAGUUCCAGCAAGUUCAAGGGAAAGGCAAAAUCGUGAAGAAAGAGUGGAUAGAAGAGUGUUAUGCACAGAAAAGGAGGUUUCCGUGGCGCCGCUUUGCAUUAGACAGGAAAGAUAAGAAGAAACCGGAAAGUGAGGAUGAAAUAUUUACUAAUGCAGAUGAUGUGCCGGAAGAAUCAGAUUGCGAUACUGAUGAGGAAGUGAAUCGAAUUCAGCAAAAGAAGAAAAAAGCUGCCAACCCCUUGAAUGAUGAUUCUGAUGGUGACACGACCUCAAAACGACCUCAAAGAAAGCGAACAAAAGUUCUCAGUGUUUACGAUGAAGACACUGAUAUAGAUGAAGAGGAAGAGAAACCUAUCCCUAAGAAAAAUUCCAGAGAUACCUCAAUAACCGAAAAACUGCCUUUACCAUAUUUACCUGACUUUUUUUCGGGCAAAACUUUUUACAUUAGCUCUCUCAUCAAAAGCCCAGAGGCCAAGGCCUACUUACAGCGUUGUGUCAUUGCUUACAAAGGUACGAUUGUGUUAGAUUUAGUUAAGAAAAUUGAUUUUGUUCUGGUUGAUAAUGAUUAUGAGCCAGGCGGACACAGAAGUAUAGAACUAAUCAAAGAAAAUCAUCCGGAUGUUCUCAUCGUACAACAGGAAUGGAUCAGAGAAUGCUCAGCCCUAGGCCAGUUGGUCCCUUAUGAUAAAUAUGUGUGUGAGUAACACUUGUCUGGGGAGAGAAUGAUUAGAUGUGCAUUGCAUAAUUUGUGAUGAUUCAUUCUCUGGACCAAUCAUUGAAAUCAAAGCUCAGCUUGUGGAAGUCCGGGUGUAGCAGCCGUUGCUUAAGUCCAGAACAGAUGGUAUGUCUACAUAACUCACAAUAAUGGCUUUCACAGCCAGAUAUUGCUUUUCACCUUUUCUUUAAGUUACCCUCAAUAAUUUUAAAAUUGAAAUAGAGUACUUGUUCCGUAAGCGUUUUAACACCAUCCAAAGUUUACAGCAGGCAGGAGUCCUAUAAGAUAGAGAGUGAUCAUUUGGAAACAGUUGAGAUCUGUUUGUGUUUUUUUAAUGCAUCUUUCAAUCUAUUUUUAUGGAUUUUUAUUAAAUUAGUACCUGAGUUGGCCAGUUCCAUAGUGUGAUGUUAACGGAAAAAGACACGUCAGCCAGUGAGACAGGAGUAUGUUUUGCACUAUUUUCUUAUCUCAUUGAAAAAUCACUUCUCUGCGCAAUAAAGCUAAUUAAUUUUACGUA
This is a messenger RNA of Bemisia tabaci, 2736 nucleotides long. RefSeq names its product DNA repair protein XRCC1. The record is from RefSeq and is a predicted model, not a curated record. Gene Ontology annotation, biological process: single strand break repair; base-excision repair; double-strand break repair via nonhomologous end joining. Gene Ontology annotation, molecular function: damaged DNA binding. Gene Ontology annotation, cellular component: nucleus. NCBI's taxonomy places the organism in Eukaryota, Metazoa, Arthropoda, Insecta, Hemiptera, Aleyrodidae.